Molecule: messenger RNA, 4938 nt
Organism: Acanthaster planci (crown-of-thorns starfish)
Lineage: Eukaryota; Metazoa; Echinodermata; Asteroidea; Valvatida; Acanthasteridae
Source: RefSeq, a predicted model, not a curated record
AAUUUGUAAUCCUGCCGCCUUGGCAGAAGGACGUUCAGAUAGUUUUCUUUCUCAAACCGUAUUGCAACACCUCUCCCCGUGAUCGUAUAAUUCUGUCUGUGUGGGUGUAUCUUUCUCAAACCGUAUUGCAACACCUCUCCCCGUGAUCGUAUAAUUCUGUCUGUGUGGGUGUAUGUGGGGGGGGGGUGUCGCGUGCCCCUGGUUCAGUGGUACAGGUUUUCUGGUGAAGAAAAAGUGAAAACAAUGACACAAAGGUCAAUCGCUGGCUAUUUCACCGAAAGUGGGCACAGCGUCUUCAAGGAUACGGUCCGGUUAUUGUUAUGCAGGCAACGAAGUCUCCAUACAUGUAUAUUAAGACGCCAGUGUAGGCACUUAUUUUGGUGUGGACUCGUUGCGGCUCUGUGGCCUCUAACCGAUUUCAACAUCAGCAGUACUGAGGCGCGCAUGUCCGUAGUCCGUGUGCAAACCGGGCCGUUGUACGUGUUUUGGGAAAACGUCAUUGUAAUCCCUACGCACCUUGUAACGCAUCAAUUGGGUUCGACAUACUAGUCAAGAUGGGCCAAGGGAACAUGGAACCGUAGGUUCAAAAAUAUCGAUGACUCCAGUAAGCGGAAGUAUGAGUUGAACUGAACUUUAUAGACUCUGGGGAAUCCCACUGACGGAAUGCGCUUCCACAAGGCAACUAAUCUUAUAUAUCCAAAAUUAGAACACUCAGCAAGAACCCUCACAACAGACUAAAUCAAACGGCUUAAAAUUAAUGCCAGCAAACUUUGACCAGCAAACUGUUGCUACUGUAUUAUGAAGCGAGACCUCUCCAACUACUGACUUAAAAAGAUUUCUCUUCACAAUGACGAGUUUGAUGUGCAGAAUAUGCCUGCUUCUCAUUGCUGUUAACUCCGUGCAUUACUCGUCAGCUGUUGAUUCGAGGUGGCAGUCCUGCAUUUACAAUGGCCGGGAGUCGUUCUACGACAAAUACAAAGAGGCAUGCUGUCAAGGACGCAUCUUGCGACGUGCUUCAAAUUUGGAGGAAUGGUGCUGUGGUGGACAGCUGUUUGACUCCACCACGGGUGAAUGCUGUGGAGACCAUACUUGGAUUGACACCAGCACCCACAGUUGCUGCGGCGGUAGAGUCAAUGAGAGUAGUGACCACUUUGAAUGCUGCAACAAUCAGUGGAUAGACACGACCACACACACUUGUUGCAAGGGAAACAUUAUUGAGGGCGCCGGGAAGUGUUGUGGGAGUAAUUCUGUCUUCAAUCCUGAGACAGAGCACUGCUGCCUGGGGCCGGGUGAUACCGGCCAUGUGGCCACCGUUGGCAGGGCAGCGGUUGUCCAUGGUUUCCUGGAGUGCUGCAACACCAAGGUCAUUGACACCAGAAGCACUCUGUGUUGCCAGGAUAAUGCAAUUGACCAAAGGACUCCCUCCACUGAGUGUUGCGGAACAGAAGCCUUUGACACUUCGACGGAGGUCUGCUGCCAGCAACCGAAUGACUACAGGAUCAGCCCGCUGGUAGAUGGCAAGAUGGAGUGCUGUGGACUGACGCCUUACAACAAGGACACGGACCAGUGUUGUAACUCAGUGAUCACUCCAAAUAUCGGAAAUGGCAGGUGCUGUUUCGGCAAUGCGUAUAACCCACAGCAGGCAUCCUGUUGCCGCUCAGGUGCCCUGUCGCUCUCCAUUCCUGAGAUACCGGGCGUUCAAGGUUGCUGCAGUGGCGUGUCCUACCUAAAGACUCAGCAGGUGUGCUGCGACAACACUCUCCGUGACUUGGAGGCAGGCAAAGAAUGCUGCGGCAGUGAUCUGUAUGAUCCAACGGUUCAGCUGUGUUGUAGGGGCAACAUCGUGGAUAAAUUGUCCCCUACCUCCCAGUGCUGUGGGGACAGCAACACAUUUGAACCUGAAGAGCAAACGUGCUGCUGUGGACACGUAACCAACAUUGUGAAUGGAUCGUGCUGUGGCACCCGAGCAUACCGACCAGAGGAAAACAAGUGUUGCGGAAAAAAAAAGGGGGAUAAGUGCGGAAACCAGCUUGGUAGACUGUAUGGCAAAGACGCCGUGUGCUGCGGUGUCAAAGAACUUGGCCACAACCAGUUGUGUAGUCCUUGCUCACGAACUCCCGUGACCAAACUCAAUUCCAACCACAACUCAGUCUGUUGUGUGAACAAGAAUCCUCGUAACGGAUGGCGUCGCAGUAGAAAUGGCCCGACCUACGACGACACAACAGAGAUCUGCAGAAAUCUAAAGAUUAUCACAAAGACAGUCUCUGGGGACCAGAUGCACUGUGGGACAGAAGCCUACAGCCCAGACACACAACAGUGUUGCCACCUCACCGUCCAGCCCAAAUUCUAUCUGGCUGAGAAGCCCUAUCGGCAGAAAUGUUGCGGUAGCGAAACCUACGUCCCGCAGUGGCACACCUGCUACGGGGAACGAAAAUAUCCAUUCCCGGAGGAAUUUGCUGGAUAUUGCCGAGGCAACGUGUAUAAUGAACGGACUCAUGGGUGUGAUGGUGACAGCUUCAUCAGGCCCCUGGAGGAAUUGGAGCACGGCUUGGAGGUCUGCAUAAACACAGAGGCUGAAAACGGUUACUACCCCUAUGAUCCUGCAGAGAAGGAGUGCUGUGGGGGCGUCCUGAUUGGGCCGGGGGAGACGUGCUGUGAUGACAGGCAAUACUCGACCCCCGGGACUGGUGUUGGAGAAGGCAACUGCUGUGGCUCUGAAGGCUUUAACCCAGACACCCACAAGUGCUGUGAUAGGGUACUGCAUGAGGUGACAGCCCAAGGCCGAGUGUGCUGCGGACGCGAGCUCUUUGACCCAUCCAACCCAGCACUGAUGUGCUGCAACAGCACUCUGCAGUCCACCGUAGGCGACAAGACGGCUUGCACAGAUGGGGUGGCUCAUCGGCCCUAUGACACGGUGUGUGAAGGCACGGUCUACCCAGUGGAGAAUGGGGAAUGUUGCGGCGGGCUCCUGAUGAGCAGCACGAAGAUUUGUUGCCAAGGGAAAUUUCUGUACGAUAAGACAAUGCAUGGCGAUACCUGUUGUGGACGGGUUGCCUACGACACCCUGGAUGAAACCAAGAAGUGUUGCAUGGACUCGCUCUUCCAUGAUGCUCAGGAUGCUGUCUGCUGUCAUAGCGACCUCAUGGACCCAAGCAGACAAGUCUGCAGAGCCGUCGGUGAUGUCCAUUAUAUCUUCCCCAAGGACGCGAGGUUCUUCAGUGCGGAGGGGGAGAGCAUCCCAGCAGGACAUACCGUCUGCCAGGGCUUGCUGUAUCCAUUCCCUGGGGAGUGCUGCGGGAAUGAGGUCAUUAGAAGCAGCGAGGAUGCCAUUUGCUGCGAUGGGGUCAAGAAGACCCACGCAUAUGGGGACAAGGCCAUGUGCUGCAGUAGGGAUGUGAUGGACUCAGAGCUCUACACCUGUUGUGGGGGUAAAUCCCUGCGUAGGAACCACGGCUGGCUGACUUGCUGCAAUGGGGAACCGAUGGGUCGGGAGAAAUGCAAGACCUCCCAGCAAAGGCUCCCUCCGUCUAACCUGGAAGAGACAAGAUGCGGUGGCCAAGUGUACAAUGCUUCUAGUCAGGGCUGCUGUAACGGUCAGAUCUACGACCCAGAGCUGCAUGGAUGCCUGGACAACCUGCUGCGGCCCUUGUGCGGCGGAGUGCAGCACAACAAUGACACCCACCUCUGCUGUUCAGGUGCAGCUUAUGACGUGGCGACGAUGGGCUGCUGUAACGGGGAGCCGUACGAACUUGGCAAACGCACCUGCUGUGCCGAGAGGCUGUAUCGCAUGAGAAAUGGUUCCUGCUGUGGCGACAGACCGUACAAGCCCAGCAGGCACCUCUGCUGCGGGAAUACCCCCAGGAGGAAAAAGAAGGGGCGGAGCCAGUGCUGCGGAGGGAAUGCCUACGACCCCGAGAUGGACACCUGCUGCGAGGGUAACGUGACCCGAGGCACCCGGCGUGGGAGCUGCUGUGGCCACCGGGCGUUUGACCCUGCCCAGAAAGUCUGCUGCCCCAAGACGGGGAUGUUGUCCAGACGCCGGGAGAAGAUGGGGGACACGUCAGAGUCCUGCUGUGAGCUGGGUAUGGAAUAUGACAAAGACGCAGGCACCUGCCUACCACAAGAGUGUAUGAUGUGCCUAGAUGCGAAAUCCCCCGACGGCUGGAAAAACCACACUCGCAAGCUGACCCUCAUCCGAGGCACAGUCUCCAACAUCACCAUCGUCCCCUUCCGCCACAUCCUCCAGCUGACCCGGGUCACCCACCUCAACCACAACAAGCGGCAAUCCCGACAGGACAGCAGGGAGCUGGCCGUGACCCUGCCAGCACACUGCAACUGCCUGCAGCGACUCCAGCUGGGCAGAGCUUACAUCUUCAUGAGCGACGCAGACGUUACAGGAGACUUGGUCUCAGGAAGUCUGGUGCUCCAGCCCUCGGAUUACCUUACCAAGGCAAGCGACAGUCUGGGACUGAAAAUCAAGCUUCACCUCUGUAGAAACAGUUAAAUUGAAGCCCUCCCCAACAUGUACAUGCAUUUGUAAAUAAAGUGCUCGUAAGUUAUUCAUUUAUUUAUUUAAUUUAUUUUGAUAGUUCUAACCAUUUAAAGUUUAUUACAACCGGGUUUGACCAGUACUUAAAUUUCAGGUGUGUUGGUUGUUGCAAUUUAUUUAUUCAGAAGUGAAGUAGAUGUAUUCUUAAUUUUAGGAGUGGUACCAUUGUUUCUGGCUUUCAUUUUGUUCCAUCAUCAGCAUGAUUUAAGGGAUUUGGGGCAUUCUAUAUAUUAGGGGUCCAAGUUUUGUCCUUUAUCCCUGUCACAUCUUACUUUUGAUUUUGAAAAUUCAGAACAAUUCUCUAAUUUCUAUGAGUGAUGAAUUAAUGCAAAUUACCUGUCGAACAAAUAGAAAUACAUGUAGUUUGAAAUCAAUUUCAAUGAAAUUUC